Molecule: messenger RNA, 1374 nt
Organism: Trichomycterus rosablanca
Lineage: Eukaryota; Metazoa; Chordata; Actinopteri; Siluriformes; Trichomycteridae
Exons: 4
Coding region: 1-1041 (346 amino acids)
Source: RefSeq, a predicted model, not a curated record
AUGCCCACAUUUACCAUCAUCUCCUCAAACACUGCGGUCUUACCUGGAGAGAGCGUUCAGUUCAAAUGUACCACACCCAACCCCACCUGCAUCCCUGUAGACUUCAGAUUGUACAAAUCUGGAACAGUGAUCAUGAAGCAAACAGCUGAAUCUACAACAAGCUUCAGUUUCACAGUGGAUGCAUCACAUCCGGGCCAGUACAGCUGCGACUACACAUACGGGCAAAUCAACACGACAUCGGCCAGAAGCGCCUCCAUUACUAUUACUCUGGUAAACUUGGAGGAGCCCAAAAUCUCUUUUAGUUCCUCUGAUGGAUGGUUCCAGCCGAUUGUGACAAAGGGCACCAGUUUCUCCAUCAUCUGCACCACUGCUCCCCAGUAUCAGGGAGGGUCGUUUCACCUGAAGUUUAGUGGGUCCGACAUCAUCAGCACAGAAACAGCAGUCAACCACUCAGCCACCUUCUUUUUUCCUGAGGUGGAUUAUGUCCAUCAGGGAAACUAUACCUGCUCUUAUGAGGUUACGGUGUCUUCACGAAGCUUUUACUCUACCACUGAAAGCCUUACUAUCACUGUAAAAGCAUCAUUGGUUCCGUUUAUUGGUCUUGGAGCGACUGCAGGACUACUUUUACUUUUAGUGCCAGUCAUCAUUUACUGUGUGAUGAGACGGAAACACAAAUCUCAGAUAGAUAAAAAGAGUGAAAAUAAAAAGCGACCCAGUAACACAUAUGUGGAUCCCCAGAAUCAGAAUGAAUCAGAUGAUGACUACGAAAAUCAAGAAACCAUUUUUUACAACAAGAACGCCUCAGAAGACUCAGAUGAGAUCUACUGUAAUGUAGAUGAUGACAAAGAGAAAAGAGAAAUGGACAACACACAAACCUUCCUCCACAAGACAGAAGACUCAGAGGACUCUGACGAUGACUACUGUAAUAUAGAGGAUGAAAAGAAAACAGCAAUUGACAACACAGUUGACUCGGAAGGCUCUGAUGACGACUACAUCAAUGCAGAUGAAAUACAGAAACCGAUUUCCAUGAGAAGGAUUUAGACGACUCAUUAAUGUGGGAAAGAAUAACAAAAUAAAAGUUUUGUAAAAGGGAGUGUUAAGAGCAGCAUAAUGGUAACACUGGUAGACUGGCAGCCCUAAAGCAUCAUGGGUCCUGAAGUCUGUGUAGGUUUCCUCUGAGUAAACAAAAUAUACAGUUUUUCGGCAGAUUUUUAGAAACUUGUUAAAACAUUUAAACUGAAAACCUGCUAGAAUAUCUGCUAUUGAAACUAAUGUGGGGAAGGUUUUUAUUUUGUGUCACUCCGGAAUAAAAGUGAAUUCCUGAGCUGGAUUUCCUGAUCUCAACUAGUCCAAAUCCUAGACAUUUUAUUGUAU